Messenger RNA from Contarinia nasturtii (swede midge), 1790 nucleotides. RefSeq lists its product as uncharacterized. Bases 177 to 1178 code for a protein of 333 amino acids. The transcript has 9 exons. The record is from RefSeq and is a predicted model, not a curated record. Lineage: Eukaryota; Metazoa; Arthropoda; Insecta; Diptera; Cecidomyiidae.
CCGAAGUCACACACAGUAGUAAAGUCAUCAUUUAGUCAUUGAAACUUUUCGACACAGUCAAUUCUUAUUCAAAAUUCGGACGUGCAGCACUUUCGCUAUAAUUAAUUGACGUGAAGUUUUCCAACCGAAUUGAAGGCAACAAGACAAUACGUGCUCAUAACGUGUAUGAAUUGAAAAUGGCUGCAGGCAAUGCGAUCGUUUAUAUUGGAUUCCAGUUGCUCGCAUUAUUGGUGCUAGUCAAUGGACACGGCCGGCUUAUGAAUCCGCCAUCUCGUAACGCUAUGUGGCGAUUUGGAUAUCCAAACCCGGUAAAUUAUGAUGAUAACGAACUCUUCUGUGGCGGAUAUGCAGUUCAUUGGGACCAAAAUGGUGGUAAAUGUGGAGUAUGCGGAGAUGCAUAUCAUUUGGAAGAGCCGCGACCACACGAAGCGGGUGGAACAUAUGCCAAGGGUAUUACGUCAAAGUUUUAUGCCGCUGGGCAAACAAUUGAUAUCGAAGUGGAAUUGACUGCAAAUCAUCAAGGUUAUUUUGAAAUAUCCUUAUGUCCAAACAAUAAUCCAUACAUUGAAGCCGACCAGGAAUGUUUCGAUAAGUAUCCUCUGAAAGUUGAAGACGCCGAAGAUAAUAAAUUCUAUAUUCCAAAUGAAGCCGGUAAAAAGGGAACGUUCAAGUAUCGAAUUGAGCUGCCACCAUUUGUAACAUGUACCCAAUGUAUUUUGCAAUGGACAUACUUUACGGGGAAUAUGUGGGGAACUUGUGAAAAUGGAACGGAGUCAGUCGGUUGCGGAAAGCCAGAGAUAUUCCGAAAUUGUGCCGACAUUGCCAUUACAUCUAAUACCGGUGGUGUGCCUCCUCUUUUCAUUGGAAAGAGUAACCCGUUCUUAUUGUACUACAGAGAUUACCGAGCACCCGAAGAUGAAAAUGUUUUCCCACUUAUUGUUCGCGAUCAAGUUUGCAUUCCAUCGCAAUCGUACCGCAUUUUACCUGGCAUGAGAAGUUGGUGUCAAACAAAUUGUAUGCGUUACCCUCCGAACUGUCCUGAAUCGGUUUGCCAUUGCCCAACGACAUGCGAAGCUAUUGGGGAAAUUGCUGGACAAGAAGGAGCCGAUGUGUACUGUCAAGACGCUUGUAUCAAGCACAACGCAAAUUGUCCAGCUGAUCGAUGCAGAUGUUAUUAAAGCACCCUCCCUUCUGAUUGAUUUAUCCAUUUGCAUUUCUACUUGGAAAUAUUGAAUACCAUAAAGAUAUCAAAGAAUGUUUUUCUUGAAAAAUGUAAAUAUGGACAACAUAAUAGAAAAUGCGCCACGAAGUAGGCAAUUUAAAAAAGAUACUCAAUAUUUAAACUCAAUUCAACGCGUUUUGAGUAAAAUAUUGAAAGAUGUAUCGUAUUGAAAAAAUGACAAAAAAAACGUUAGUUUCGUUAGAUUUCUUACCUUUCCACAUGUACUUUAGAAGAAGAAAUAAUGACCUCAUAUGUUAAGCUUAAAACAAAGAUUUACUUACGUAAGAUUAGCUUUUAGCACUUUGUUAGCACGCUUAACUCUCUCAAUUAAAAGCCAUAUAUAUACCAGUUAAAAAGUAAAAGACCAUUGUUAUUGCUUGAAAAAAAAAAGAAAUGUAUACAUUUAUUGAUCGAACUCUCACAUAAUGGAAAGGACAAAAAAAUUACUUUCAAUUAAACUUACAAUAAUAACAUUUUAGGCAUUUUUUACAACGAUUAUAGAAAAUAUAUAUAUGUGUUUGUAUGUAAAAUGUAAACUCUUGUUGCGAAACAUAGAAAAACAAAAUAA